Messenger RNA from Anisakis simplex (herring worm), 1074 nucleotides. The record is from the annotation of a GenBank genome assembly. Lineage: Eukaryota; Metazoa; Nematoda; Chromadorea; Rhabditida; Anisakidae.
AUGCCAGCUGGUGGACCGACGUAUCUGCGAAGCGAAAAACCUGAAGUAGUGGACUUCAAGGAUACACCAUCCAUUCAGGAGUACAAUCUACAUGUGACCGGCUUACGCGAGAAACGAUUAUGGAUUCUAUUAGGUGUAAUGAUAUUGCUGACAUUGCUCACGAUUGCGGUACUUAUUAUGAAUAUGUUCAUAAUAAAAGUGCUGGAUAUGUCGACACGUGGCAUGAAAUUGAUGCAGUUCCAUACGAGAUACGACACAAGAACCGAUCGAGAGGAAAGUGUUGUACAGUUUACUGCAAACAACGUACACUUGGGUAAAGUUGUAGCGAAAUCGGGUCUAGUGCACGGCGCAGUUGGAAAGGAUCUGAAUGUGCACGGCUCCAGGGUGAUUAUCAGAGGUUUGAAAGAUGGAACUCGAUUUCUAUUACAAGAGGGUAUUUGCCGCUUUGAGAACGUCGACCAGUUCAUCGUGAAAGACAGCAGUCGACCGUUGUUCAGUGUUCAGCAUCCGAUGUUCACGAUAGAUAGUCGUGUCAAGAAGAUAUCAACCGAACAAAUUGUCACAAAUAAGGUUCAUCUUGAGGAAGAGCAUUUUAAAGAGAUUAGCGAAGUGUUGAGGAAGGAAGAAAUGACGGUCCAACAUACAUGUAAGGUGGGAGAAGAACGCGAGGAAGUGAGAGCCACGGAUCUGAGUGUUCAGUUUGCUUUGGAUGAACCAACAGUCUCAUUGACAUCCGUACUUCAGAUUCGGUCACCGAUCAACGAAAAUCUCAAUGUGGAUGUGAUUAAUUUGAGUGUCCGAGGAAAUGAGGGCGUUAAGAUGGAGGCGAAGCGAUUCAACGCCACUGCAAAAACAUCGAUUAUUUUGCGAACAUCAAAAGACGGUAAGAUGCUGUUCUCAGCUCGCAAGAUGUACAUCGGAAGUAAUUGGUUAUCGUUGCCGAUCAGUUCUUCGCCAUCGUUAACCGCGUCAAUCGACGCAAUGCGCGUUUGCAUUUGCAUCGCUGCUAGACCCAAGCUGUUUACUGUGGCUGGUAACAAGCCUUGUAUUGCUGCGCCUAAUUUUUGUGUAUGA